Dromaius novaehollandiae (emu) is the source of this 3636-nucleotide messenger RNA. Its product is annotated as cystatin-A-like. Gene Ontology annotation, cellular component: cytosol. Gene Ontology annotation, molecular function: cysteine-type endopeptidase inhibitor activity. Bases 3236 to 3532 code for a protein of 98 amino acids. The transcript is spliced from 3 exons. The record is from RefSeq and is a predicted model, not a curated record. Lineage: Eukaryota; Metazoa; Chordata; Aves; Casuariiformes; Dromaiidae.
CAUGCUGUGCUUUGGAGAAAAGGGAGGGAGAAGGCUUUGCUAGUUUUUGAGUAUUCAAGAUUUGUUUGAGAAGUGGGAUGCUUUGUGAUGGUAUGUAAGUGGCUGUGGGCUGUACUAAAUAAAUGCAGAUAAAAUGUUCUCUGUGUGUAGUGACCCUGUCCAUUCUAGGAUCAUGCCUAGUUAGGGUUCAACUUUAUUACUCCUAUCAUCAUCAAAGUAGCCACAAGAUAACUGGACUGCUUGAUGUCAUGUGUAUCAAAUAGUGGACCCUGCAAAUAGCAGGAUUUCAUCCCUUUUUCUGGCUCUAACUUUACUUCUUCAAGUUAAGGCACUUUAACGAUUUGCACAACCGAUGCUCCUGCCCAGAGUCUAGAUCCCCUGCAGUGGCUUGUUCCUGUGCUGGGGUGGAAAGCCAUCUCAAACAUAUGCUUCGUUUCCUCUUGUGAAAUGGGAAGAGGCGUUUUUUCUGGUGCUCCAUGCUCUCUUCUUCUGCAGCCUUUAGGUGCUCAGUGCUCUCUUCUGCAACCUUUAGGCACUCCAGACUGAUGAAAUAGCUAGUGUUUUUACAGAAAUCUUUUAAGGAUAGAAUUUGGUUGUCUUGGAGCAGACUAAUGGGAAGAGGCUCUUGACCGGUACCGUAAGCUCAGCAUAGGCUAGAACUCUUGAUGAUUUUCACACUAGGUUAACACUAGGUUUUAACACUAGACGAAACACAACUUUCUGCUGCUGAAUUUCAGGUUUCUAUCUAUCUCUCUAGCUGAUGUACAAUAUCAGAAAGCUUUUGAAAUCUGGGUGGGUAUUGAGAUAGAAACCAUUGUUUGUAGACCAGUGUGUUGAAAGUCGAGGCUAGUGUUACUGUGAUGAUAUUUAGACCUUCAACUUGUAGAUGGAGGGCUGCUCUCCUUUAGCAGCUCUUGAAAUUCAGUGCAGACCAUGUGUUAUUUUCAUCCAGUCAUGAUCACAUGUCUUGUCACUGCAAAACCAGAAGACUGACUUGUUGCCUCAGUGUUUUGUUACGUGUAGGGCUUUGGCUUGUGACUCGAAGCUACAUGCACACUCAGUGCAAAAAUGAGACUGAUUUGGGGAAAUUGGUUCAAAUGGUGCCUAUGCAUUUAGAAUCUCUAAGGUUGAGGGUAGCAAGCAUGCAGGCUAAGGUCCAAAUUCCCGAGAUUGUAAUUUUACCCCUCCUAGCCUUUGUACUCAGCAAACUUCUCGCCAAUCAGCAGCAAGAGUUCACCAAAGGCUAGUGUUGCCCUGGACGUCUUUCAACAUCUCUUCCCUGGGGAGUUAGUGUGAUCUGCAUCCCAGUAAGUGAAGUUUGUAAAAACGCCUGGUUCAGCACUGGUGCUGCCUCAUUGUUGGGCAUAUUCUCUGGCUUCUGUGCCUUAGUAAGGUGAGCUGGCUCUUCCAGUUGGCUAGGUCCUCUAUCCUGCUGUGUGAAUAAGAUGCAUGGUAGGAGCAUGGGGGAAGAUGAUCGGCACUCAAGUGAUUUAGCAGUGGCGUGUGCAUAAGAAGGAGGUUGAGCUCAUGUGUGUGAGUUGUCAUUAACUCCAUGAACUGGGCUGUGAGGAAAAACUCAUCCAGAUUGGUAAAUUCAGUGAAAAUGGCAGACUUACAGUGUUAGCACGCUCCCCUCAGUUGCAAGAACUGGGGAUGCUUUUCACUUUGUUCAGAAAAGUGCUGUGACAACUGAUGUUCUUCAAAUGCUUUUCAUCCACUCACCUGAUGCUGUUGCCCAAGUUUGGGCAAUCUUGCAACAUUCUUAUCAGCAACAUGCUACAUGUUACCUCAAUCUAUAUCCUGUUAAGUCCAGUGCCCUAUCAGCCCUAGUUUCCCAGUCUCAAGCCCUUUCUACCAAGAACAGGCCUUGAAAUUACAUAUGAAGUACUUGUUUUCAGUUUGUUGCAUCGCAUGUUGUCUAUGAGGAGGGUCCCUAAGCUGGUCUGUGCUACUGAUAGACAGAUAUGUCUGUGCUGCACAAUCACUAUUGCUGUGGCUAUGACCUUGCUUGCUUAUGGCCAGUUCUCUAAUGUUGAUCCCAGAAGUGCUCAUUGCCAGUGCUCUGCACAUGUUCUCACUUCACUCCUUCAUGUGUGUCCACCCCCAGGGAGAAAAAAUUGUUUGGUCUGUUGCUACUCCUCUGGUUCUUGCUCUGGAACAACAUUCAUCCCCUUUGCUAGAGAGGGGAAUGGCAGGACUAUGAAAGGGAAAGCAAUUUUUCUUCUGUCCUGAAGCAUUAGCUCUCCCUUACCAGCCAGGGCUGCUAACAGUUGCUAGCCUUUCUGCAGUAGGCAGCGUGUGUUUGAGCUGUGUACGUUCAUAUAUGGUCAUGCAUGUGACUGUCGUGUGUCUGUGAGUUCUUAUGCAGAAUGCACACAUACUUUCUACAUGUUACAUAUUUUAGCAAUGUGUAACUUUUAAGUACCUUGAAAUUAGAGCAGCUACUUUGUGCCUUCAGCUACUGCAGUGAGGGGGACAGGAAAACAGAUAGAUAGUACGUUCUCUUCCAGCAGGUGCUGGGUUUUCAAAAAGAAUGGAAAUAGUACUCCAUAUUCUGCAAUACUUACCUGAACCUAGGAUAGGAAUUUUCUCCCUCCUGGUUCUGGUGUUUGCCUAAAACAGGGAACAGUAGUAGUGGGACCGAUCUGUGCCUCGGCACCUUUCAAGUUGGGCAGAGGGAAGUAACUGAAAAAGUAAAAAGCAAUCUUCUGCUGCCUCUUCUACUUCUUUGAAAGAUAUUGAGGAAAAUACAUUUUCAAGUUGAACGUUUAACCAUACUAAAGAAAUUGCCACAUACUUUCGUCUAAUCUUGAAUGGUGUUGGGAAAUGCUGGGUGUAGCUUUGAUCCCUUUCCUAAGUGCACAGACCAGUCAUCUAUGCAUGGGUGGUGAGUCGAGAGGUUCUAGUUUCAGCCUGAACCAACUGUCUUAGAUAUGGGUGGCUGGAGAUUGUUGUCAUUUAUUUUUCUUAUUGGCAUGAAGACUCUAUACCCACCAAAAGAUUUUAAAUGAAAAAAGCCCCACACUUUACUGUUAAUAUCCAUGCUUCACAUUGUUCUUUUUUCCUGUUUUCCCCAUUUUCCUCUCCAGUAAUGGUAGGCUCUGUGAGCUACAAGCCAUGUGACUUCAUGACGUGUGUAUAUAUCUAUACAGGAGAUGCCUGGUGACUCUGCUCAGACUGCUCUGAACUUCCCUUCUCAGAACUGCCUGUUGUUCUGGAGAGGUUAUCUGCCACCAUGAUGCCUGGGGGCUUAUCUGACACCCGGCCUGCUACCCCAGAGGUCCAGCAUAUUGUUCACCAGGUGAAGCCACAAUUUGAAAGCAGGGUAAAUGAAACAUAUGGCAUCUUUCAAGCCAUAGUAUAUAGGACUCAGGUGGUUGCUGGAAUAAACUACUUCAUUAAGGUCCAGGUUUCUGAUUCCAUGUAUGUCCAUCUGAGGGUGUUUGAGAGCCUUCCUCAUAAGAACCAGGGUCCCAGCCUUGUCAGUUAUCAGACUGGCAAAACCAGAGAUGAUCCUCUGACCUACUUCUGAGAAACAGUGGGGCAUAGUUCUUCACUUCUGCAAGUCACGUGAGGAUUUGGCCUCUGUCAGUAAAUGCAUGCAAAUAAAGAGUUUGAAAGCUGUCUGUUCCUGUA